AUGCUACCGAAACGACGGCGAGCGCGGGUCGCGUCCCCCAGCGCCGCCCCCUCUUCCGCGGCGCGCUUCCCGGGGGUCACUAUCUACCUGGCCGAGCCACACAUGGGCCGCAGUCGCCAGGCUUUUCUCACACGCCUGGCUGUCUCCAAGGGUUUCCGCGUCCUGAGUGCCUACAGCCCAGAGGUGACACACGUGGUGAUGGAAGGGACCUCAGCAGAGGAGGCUGUCUGCUGGCAGGAGCGCAAGACAUCGGCUCUUCCUCCAGGUUGUACCCGCCCAGUGCUUUUAGACAUAAGUUGGUUCACAGAGAGCAUGGCCGCUGGGCAGCCUGUCCCUGUGGAGUGCCGGCACCGCCUGGAGGUGGCUGUGCCCAAAAAGAAGAUGCCAAGCCCAGCAUGGAUGCUGCCCUAUGCCUGCCAGCGUCCCACACCCCUUGUGCACCAUAAUGCCAGCCUCUCGGAGGCUCUGGAGACGCUGGCAGAGGCCGCUGGCUUCGAUGGCAGUGAAGGCCGCCAGAUCUCCUUCUACAGAGCGGCCUCGGUGCUCAAGGCUCUCCCCAGCCCGGUCACAGCCCUGAGCCAGCUGCAGGGCCUGCCCCACUUCGGAGAACACUCCUGCAGGGUUGUCCAGGAGCUGCUAGAACACGGAGUAUGUGAUGAGGUGGAGAGAAUCCGGCUCUCGGAGAGGUACCAGACCAUGAAGCUCUUCACUCAGAUCUUUGGGGUCGGGGUAAGGACUGCUGACCAGUGGUACCAAAAAGGGCUCCGGACGCUGGAUGACCUCCAAGAGGAGUCCCACAGACUAACCCAGCAGCAGAAAGCAGGACUCCAGCACCACCGGGACCUGAGUGCCCUGAUCCUGUGGUCAGAGGUUGAGGCCCUGCAGCAAGUGGUGGAGGCAGCCGUGACGCAGGCCCUUCCUGGGGCCACUGUUACGCUGGCCGGAGGCUUCCGGAGGGGGAAGUUGCAGGGCCACGACGUGGACUUCCUCAUCACCCACCCCCAGGAGGGCCAGGAGGCAGGGCUGCUGCCCAGAGUGAUGUGCUACCUGAAGGAGCAGGGCCUUGUCCUGUACCACCAGCACCAGCACAGCCAGCAGGGAGACCUGACCCAGCAGAGCCACACCAUGGAUGCCUUUGAGAGGAGUUUCUGCAUUUUCCGCCUGCCGCAACCCCCAGGGGCUGCUGUAGGUGGCGCCCAGAAGCCCUGCUUCGCCUGGAAGGCUGUGCGGGUGGACCUGGUGGUUGCCCCUAUCAGCCAGUUCCCCUUUGCUCUGCUUGGCUGGACUGGCUCCAAGGUAGGGAGUGUGCUGCAGGGGCUGGCCCUCGGAUCUGGGGCUGGUGGCUCUGCUGAGACGUGGUCACUUUUUCCCCAGCAUUUUGAGCGGGAGCUACGCCGCUUCAGCAGGAAAGAGAAGGGCCUCUGUCUGAACAGUCAUGGUCUGUUUGAUCCGGAGCAGAAGACGUUUUUCCACGUGGCCUCAGAGGAAGACAUCUUCAGACUCCUGGACCUUGAGUACCUUCCCCCAGAGCAGAGGAAUGCCUGAUCCUAUCAACCCCGCCUCUACUCUGGAAAUGGAGGGGGUCAUUUGAGCCAGACUCUAUUGGUGUUUUUGGCCCCUGACUAUUUCCAGGCAGAAGAUGUGCUGCUGCCCCAAGUCCU
This is a messenger RNA of Budorcas taxicolor (takin), 1661 nucleotides long. RefSeq names its product DNA polymerase mu (gene POLM). Gene Ontology annotation, molecular function: DNA binding; DNA-directed DNA polymerase activity. Lineage: Eukaryota; Metazoa; Chordata; Mammalia; Artiodactyla; Bovidae. The record is from RefSeq and is a predicted model, not a curated record. Gene Ontology annotation, cellular component: nucleus. Gene Ontology annotation, biological process: double-strand break repair via nonhomologous end joining. The transcript is spliced from 10 exons. The coding region runs from base 1 to 1545 and encodes 514 amino acids.